Messenger RNA from Thelazia callipaeda (thelaziosis nematode), 1299 nucleotides. The record is from the annotation of a GenBank genome assembly. Lineage: Eukaryota; Metazoa; Nematoda; Chromadorea; Rhabditida; Thelaziidae.
AUGACGAGUGAAACAGAUUCACAAAAUGAUCACGCUUGGAAAGAAAAUCUCAACUUACCGGCGAAGGAUCUAAGAUUUAAAACUUCGGACGUAACCGAUACAAAAGGAAUUGACUUCGAAGAUUUUUGUCUGAAACGAGCAUUGUUGAUGGGAAUCUUUGAAAAAGGUUGGGAGAAACCAAGUCCAAUACAAGAAGCAUCUAUUGCUAUUGCAUUAUCAGGCCAAGAUAUCCUAGCGCGAGCAAAAAACGGAACAGGUAAAACUGGUGCCUACUGCAUUCCUUGUAUUGAGAAGAUUGACGCCAGUGUGAAGUAUCCUCAGUCCCUAAUUGUUGUUCCUACUAGGGAACUUGCUUUUCAAACUUCCAAUAUUUGUGUUGAUUUAAGCAAGCAUAUGAAUUUAAAGGUGAUGGUUACAACGGGAGGUACAGAGCUUCGCAAUGAUAUUAUGCGUUUAAACGGUACGGUUCAUAUAAUUGUGGCCACACCUGGUCGCAUUCUCGAUCUUAUGGAUAAGAAUGUUGCUGAUAUGUCGCAUUGUACGACACUGGUAUUAGAUGAGGCUGACAAACUUCUUUCUCAAGAUUUUCAAGGCAUUUUGGAUCGUGUGAUCAAGUUCUUGCCUUCAGAUCGCCAGAUAAUGCUUUAUUCUGCUACAUUCCCAUUGACCGUUGCAACUUUUAUGCAAAAACAUAUGAGGAACCCCUACGAAAUUAACUUGAUGGAAGAAUUGACUCUAGUUGGUGUGACACAGUAUUACGCCUAUGUUCAGGAGAAGCAGAAAGUGCACUGCUUAAACACGCUGUUUCGCAAGCUUCAAAUAAAUCAGUCCAUCAUUUUCUGCAAUUCAACACAGCGUGUGGAACUGUUGGCAAAAAAGAUAACGGAAAUAGGGUAUUCUUGUUACUACAUUCAUUCGAGGAUGGCUCAGGGUCAUCGCAAUCGUGUUUUCCAUGAUUUUCGUAAAGGAGCUUGCCGUAACUUAGUUUGCUCUGACUUACUUACUAGAGGCAUUGAUAUUCAGGCAGUUAAUGUGGUCAUCAAUUUUGACUUUCCUCGCAAUGCCGAAACAUAUCUACAUCGAAUUGGCCGUUCUGGUCGUUUCGGGCACCUUGGUAUUGCUAUUAAUCUCAUCACUUAUGAAGACCGCUUCACUCUUCGACGUAUCGAAGCGGAAUUAAGGACUCGAAUUGCUCCUAUUCCAAAGUCGGUGGAUCCAAAAUUAUAUGUUGCUGAGUAUCAGAUUGUUGACGAGAAUGGUAGCGAAGGGGUAGGGUCCUCAAAAGGAUUAGUUGCAUAA